AUGAGCGUCGCACCGCUGGUAAGGCGGCCUUUGGGCUGUCUCAAGACAAGCCUACGCCAGGCCAGGCAGCAACGGACCACUAUCCGAAAUAUGGCGACAGAAACAACAGCCUCCAAUUCCACAUCAGCACCAGCCCUGGAGCACGGCUUCUUUCGCCUAACCGACCGAAAGACCAAGACCCUCCGCUCCGCCUUUGCAGUUUACCCGUCGACAGCCAAGCCCGCCGCCCCGGCAGGGGCUCCCAAAACUCUGCUGCCACCCCCAAAGAAUCCGCUCGAGGCGCUGCACGCGGCGCAAAUCAAAAAGAUGGACCCUACGGGUGUGCGGACUGCGCUCUUUUCCAAGUCGAACCGCGAGGGGGCCAAGGUGGGCGACAUCCUGCUGGUGACGCACCGGCGCGGGGGGGAGCCAUUUGCCGGCGUGCUGCUGUCGAUCCGGCGGCGGGGGAUCGACUCUGCCAUCCUGCUGCGCAACCACCUGAGCAAGGUGGGCGUGGAGAUGUGGUAUAAGAUAUACAACAAGAACGUGGCGGGCAUUGAGAUCGUCAAGCGCAAGCCCAAGCGGGCCCGCCGCGCGCGCCUGACCUACAUGCGCAAGCCCAAGCACGACAUGGGCAGCGUCGACGAGAUCGUGAAUGCCUGGAGGAGAAACAGGAGGGUGUUUACCACGGGCAAGCCAAGGAAGGGCGGGAAAAGGCCAGCUGCUGCAGCAGCUGCCGGGAAGAAAUAGGGUGGCGUAAGGGAAUUGGGAGCUGGUGCUGGCUAGGGUUAUUUGUGUCUCUGCCUAGCCGUGUAUACCGUGUAUACCUUGUAUAGAAUAUAUUCAGAGAUCUCUUGUUGUUUGACUGCGUAUGCUAACUGACCAACCCCGCGAUGCCAGGCCUACGCAGCCGAUCGAGUAUCAUCUGGGCUCGAACCCAGCCUCUCAGACAAUCAGCAAGCAAGAUGCAUUGAAAGAUAUCUGGGACCUCAGGGCCUUGACUGAAUCUCAACAAGUCUAGAUUAAAGUAGAACUAUAGCUAGCUUUAAGUGAAUCAUGAUCGUGAAUAUU
Canariomyces notabilis is the source of this 1050-nucleotide messenger RNA. RefSeq lists its product as uncharacterized. Lineage: Eukaryota; Fungi; Ascomycota; Sordariomycetes; Sordariales; Chaetomiaceae. The coding region runs from base 1 to 729 and encodes 242 amino acids. Gene Ontology annotation, biological process: translation. Gene Ontology annotation, cellular component: mitochondrial large ribosomal subunit; ribosome. The transcript is spliced from 2 exons. Gene Ontology annotation, molecular function: structural constituent of ribosome. The record is from RefSeq and is a predicted model, not a curated record.